GGUUCAUUCAUCUUAUCCAGAGAGAGAGGUGAGUUAACACGAAGGUUAUUCUACAUGAGGGAGGGAGAUCUGGACCAAAGCACAGCUGCAAAACAACCGAGAGGCUUUUAUUUGUAGCAGUUUAUUCGAUUUCCAAUCAUCACAGGAGAGGUGAAGCAUCAUGGGGAAACACAACAGUAAGCUGGCCCCGGAGGUUCUGGACGACCUGACCAAGAACACCGAAUUCAACGAGGCUGAGCUGAAGCAGUGGUACAAAGGUUUCCUCAAAGACUGUCCCACCGGCAUCCUCAACCUGGAGGAGUUUCAGCAGCUCUAUGUUAAGUUUUUCCCGUAUGGUGACGCUUCAAAGUUCGCCCAGCAUGCAUUUCGGACGUUUGACAAGAACGGCGAUGGGACCAUCGACUUCAGAGAGUUCAUCUGCGCUCUGUCCAUCACCUCCAGGGGAAGCUUCGAGCAGAAACUCAACUGGGCCUUCAACAUGUACGAUCUGGACGGAGAUGGGAAGAUCACUCGACAGGAGAUGCUGGAGAUCAUCGAGGCCAUCUACAAGAUGGUCGGCACUGUGAUCAUGAUGCGGAUGAACGAGGACGGGCUGACCCCUCAGCAGCGUGUGGACAAGAUCUUCUCCAAGAUGGACAAGGACCACAACGAUGAGAUCAGCCUGGACGAGUUCAAAGAAGCCGCCAAGUCCGACCCGUCCAUCGUCCUACUGCUGCAGUGUGACAUGCAGAAGUAGAGAGAGGCAUGGGGGGAGACAGGAAGGGAGGGAGUGGAUGGAUGGGGGAUGAGUUGAACUGAAACAAGAGAAGGGAGGAGGAUGAGAGGAGGGAGGAGAGAGGAAGGAAAGGGAGGGAUGCAGAUUUUGGGAGGAGGCGGAGGAGGUCACGCUUAUUCCUUAUUUGAGGCAGUGAUGACUGGCAAAAAGCUGUGUUUGAAUAACAUUGGACAUCCGAUUGAUGCCAUUCUUUUAUUUCCAGUACAGGUGAGCUGUACACACUGACGCACUUUUACUACCAAAUUUCCCCAGACAUUGCACAUGUGUCCUAAUUUCCCCAAAUGACUAAUCAGACCAUCAUUCUUAAUUAUAUAUUUCCAAAGCAAUUUGCUUCCAAUUUACUCAAGUAAACAUGGAUUUCACAGGUUUUUCGGGGGAGAUAUGCUCAUUUGCUUUCCUUUUGAGAGUUAGAUUAAAAGAUUGAUACCACUUAAACGACAAUGGGACUAUUUGAAAAAGCAGCAAUGGCAUUAAACCAACACAGGGUUUGUUGUUUAGUCCACAUGGUCCAGCUAGAGGGACAAGAGAGAAGCAAAUGGUAUGCUGACACAGAGAGAAUUAAAUUAAUAAACAAUAUGCGCAGGUGUUAUUAGGUGUCCAUAUGCUAGAACUCGCACGUGGAUCUUACAAGAAAAAUAGACUUUAGAAGCCCAGAUCAAACUGACCCCUCUGCAUGUGUUAGUGUGUGUGCAGUAGUUCCUCAAACGCCAAAUCCAGAACCAGUUGUGUGGCUUUUAAAGAAAGACUACAGCACACUGUCCACUCGCUUUAUUCUCUAUAAUAAGCAUGAGUCAGGCAGGUGAUGAAUGU
Trematomus bernacchii (emerald rockcod) is the source of this 1585-nucleotide messenger RNA. RefSeq names its product visinin-like protein 1. The coding region runs from base 161 to 736 and encodes 191 amino acids. The record is from RefSeq and is a predicted model, not a curated record. Lineage: Eukaryota; Metazoa; Chordata; Actinopteri; Perciformes; Nototheniidae. The transcript has 4 exons. Gene Ontology annotation, molecular function: calcium ion binding.